Protopterus annectens (West African lungfish) is the source of this 2827-nucleotide messenger RNA. RefSeq names its product BTB domain containing 6 (gene BTBD6). Bases 648 to 2258 code for a protein of 536 amino acids. The transcript is spliced from 4 exons. Gene Ontology annotation, cellular component: cytosol. The record is from RefSeq and is a predicted model, not a curated record. Gene Ontology annotation, biological process: neurogenesis. Gene Ontology annotation, molecular function: protein binding. Lineage: Eukaryota; Metazoa; Chordata; Ceratodontiformes; Protopteridae.
GCUUCGCGUGACGCAUAGAUAGGGGUGAAGUGCUAGAGGAAACGUACAAAUAGCCUGUUGUUCCCUUCACUUGAAUUAGUAGUAACACAAACUAAAAGAAAAUGGAGCUCUGAGAAGUAGGACUAGAUAAACUUCCUGAUAAUUCUUUGCUACCAACCUUGUAAAGAGCAGCUCCUAUUGUGCUAAGAGUUCUAUCAACCAGAGCAGAACGUGAUGAACCACAAACAUCGGAAAUACUUUGGAGCGUAGGCAGCUAAUUUCUAGCUCUUGUUAGCUUCUGAUGGGAUACAGGACAUUUAUUGGAAAUGCAUUGCUCUUUUUCAUCACACUCGGCCUUGAUCAAACAAAAUGUGCAAUAUUGCCCUGUGGAGUACAAUUGUUGACGUAAGCGGAUUUGGAAAGUAAACGCUUGGUUUUGGAGUAAAACAGAAGACGUGUCAACUAUUUAUUUCCUGAUAUAUUUUUCUGUACCCUUUUUAUUGUGAGGUACUGCAGCAGCUAUUGGGCAUUUAAUGACAUGCGUAUAGUUUCAGCGAACUAACUUAGGAGAGGAAAUUAUAACCAUAUUCCGUUUUAUAUAUGCAGACAUUAUUUUCUGUAUGUGGGAACAGUGCUAAUUUUUUGGGAUUCAGUUUAGUUUCCUUCUGAUGUCACUACCCCCAGAUUGCCUUCAUGGCAGGAUCAUGAAGUGUCUGACUUUCUUUCUUCUACUUCCAGAAACAUUCAAGAAAUCCAAAAGGAACGUGAGAGCUAACGGCAAGAUACCACUAUGCUAUGAAAUUGUAACUUUGUCCUUAAAGAAGAAGAUGGCUGCAGAACUCUACCCUGCAAGCAACAAUACGCACAUCACCAACACUAAUACCACCACUACAACCACAUUUGCUGCACCCACAAAGAAAAGCACUAUCGCGCUCCAGCAAGCACCACCACCCCCACCUCCACAACAGCAAAACCUCAACAACAACAAUAUACAAAACACCAACUGGCAGUCCUUCCAUCCUACUCUAAGGGAGAGGAAUGCACUUAUGUUUAACAACGAACUCAUGGCUGAUGUGCAUUUUAUCGUUGGUCCUCUAGGAGCAUCUAAGAAAGUUCCAGCGCACAAGUAUGUUUUGGCAGUCAGCAGUUCUGUAUUCUAUGCUAUGUUUUAUGGUGACCUUGCAGAGGCGAGAUCUGAAAUCCAUAUACCAGAUGUUGAGCCAGCAGCCUUUGAAAUCCUUCUAAAGUAUAUGUACAGCGAUGAAAUUGAUCUUGAAGCUGAUACUGUACUUGCCACUUUAUAUGCUGCCAAGAAAUACAUAGUUCCUGCUCUGGCAAAAGCUUGCGUAAAUUUUUUGGAGACAAGUUUGGAAGCUAAGAAUGCUUGUGUUCUACUUUCACAAAGCAGACUCUUUGAAGAGCCAGAACUUACUCAACGCUGCUGGGAGGUAAUUGAUGCUCAGGCAGAAUUGGCACUGAAAUCGGAAGGAUUUUGUGAAAUAGACCAGCAAACUCUUGAGAUAAUUCUUACUCGAGAAACCCUCAAUAUUAAAGAAGUUGUUGUCUUUGAGGCUCUCUUGAACUGGGCAGAUGCAGAAUGCAGGAGACAGGGUCUACAAGUGACAUCAAGAAACAAACGGAAUGUACUUGGCAAAUCUCUGUACUUAGUGCGAAUACCCACAAUGACACUGGAGGAGUUUGCUAAUGGUGCUGCUCAGUCAGACAUCUUAACCCUUGAAGAAACACAUAACAUCUUCCUGUGGUAUACAGCUGCCAAAAAGCCCAAAUUAGAAUUUCCUUUGUUGCAAAGGAAAGGACUGGCACCUCAAAAGUGUCACAGAUUUCAGUCCUCUGCUUACCGGAGUAAUCAGUGGAGAUAUAGAGGGCGAUGUGACAGUAUCCAGUUUGCUGUAGAUAAAAGAAUAUUUAUUGCAGGACUGGGUUUGUAUGGCUCCAGUAGCGGCAAAGCUGAAUAUAGUGUCAAAAUUGAACUAAAACGACAAGGAGUAGUACUUGCACAAAACUUGACCAAAUUUGUUUCUGAUGGUUCCAGUUGUACUUUCCCAGUAUGGUUUGAGCAUCCUGUGCAAGUUGAGCAGGACAGUUUUUAUACUGUUAGUGCAAUUUUGGAUGGUAAUGAACUUAGUUAUUUUGGACAGGAAGGAAUGACAGAAGUACAGUGUGGAAAAGUAACAUUCCAAUUCCAGUGCUCUUCGGACAGUACAAACGGGACGGGUGUGCAAGGAGGCCAGAUACCUGAACUUAUUUUCUAUGCAUGAUGCAUUUAACACUGUGUAUUUCUGGACUGCUAAUAUAACAUAAGAACUGUGUGUAGCAGUGCAGGGUACAACAGAUUUAAGUUAUUGACUGCUUGAAUCAGACUGUCAAGUCUUAAGUGAAGGAAUGCUCUUGUAUGUAAUCUUAUUUAUUUAAAAGGUAUAUUGAGUUAAUUAUUACAGCUGCAUAAUGCAGUAACAGUGUUGCACUUCUUAUGGGUAUUUCCCCCCCGUAGUGCAUUUUGUACAUUACCAGUGGACUAGUAAACAAUGUUUAUAUGCAGUGCAGCUGAAGAAGUCUGUGAAACCUUAAAACCACCCAUCCUAGAAUUACUUGUAUUUAUGGUGUUUACCUGUUUAGGACAAGCUGUAUGAAAACAAAAAAAAAAAACACUUGAAACGUACAUCAUUUCCUGCUGUGUUGUAAACUUGCUGCUUAAUCGGGGAGGUGGGAUCUUAAAUAUUAUUUACUAUUGGUUAUAAAUGGAGGCCUUUGUAUACAGACAGUAGGUUAUUUAUCAUUAUUAGGUUACUGCCACCUUCAUGAAAAUAAAUUACUUUUUUUAUAAGCA